Psylliodes chrysocephalus is the source of this 684-nucleotide messenger RNA. The record is from the annotation of a GenBank genome assembly. NCBI's taxonomy places the organism in Eukaryota, Metazoa, Arthropoda, Insecta, Coleoptera, Chrysomelidae.
AUGAGUAGUGAUUCAGAAAAUUCCACAAGUGAUUUUUUGACGGAGGAAGUUCCUGCAAAAAUUUCGUCCAACCUGAAAUUAAUGGAAAUUUUGGAAAGCUAUAAUAUUAUAUUUAAUAAAUCGCAAGUUCCUAAAAUAAAAGAGAAAAAAGAACAAGCAUACAGAGAAAUCCACCAAAAAUAUAUUUUGCAAAUUGGAAGGGAUUUAACUGAAAAACAACUAAAAAAGAAAAUCCAAAAUAUGAACACCGAGUUGAAGAAAAAGACGGACAAAAGUGCAACGGGAAAUAAGAAAAUUGUUUUAAACGCGUGGGAAAAACAACUUUUGGUGCUAAUGGAAGGACAAGAAAACCCUGUUUUUCAAAAAGUACCAGGAGCAAUGUCGAUAGGAUCUGUGAUGGAACAACCUCAGUCAUCAACGUCCAAAACUGAAGAAUUUAUUCCACCUCCACCUCAUGUUCGGCUUUUACCUGAUAAGUCUCCAGUUACCAGAAGAACCAAAUUUAAGGAAACAGACGAACCCUUAAAUUUGUCCAAUACAGAGCUCCAACGACUGAUAUUGUUGGAACAGCUGGAACUAAUAAGGGUUCAAAAGGAAAAGGAAAAAUUACUGUUGGAAAAAAUACAAAAAAUAAAUGGAAACCAAUUUGAAGAAAUAAAUAAUUUGUUGUUCAGAAAGUUGUAA